Copidosoma floridanum is the source of this 9606-nucleotide messenger RNA. Its product is annotated as CREB-binding protein. NCBI's taxonomy places the organism in Eukaryota, Metazoa, Arthropoda, Insecta, Hymenoptera, Encyrtidae. Gene Ontology annotation, molecular function: histone acetyltransferase activity; zinc ion binding; chromatin DNA binding. Gene Ontology annotation, biological process: positive regulation of transcription by RNA polymerase II. The record is from RefSeq and is a predicted model, not a curated record. Gene Ontology annotation, cellular component: transcription regulator complex; histone acetyltransferase complex; nucleus.
GUCUCACACGUCGACGUGUAGCCACUGCAAGUGCAUCAUACCCGGAACGAAAAACCAAGCAGUUGGGUCGUACUCCCGUGCCGGCUCGUUCGAUUGUCUUUGGCUCGGCCGUUUGCUUCGGCUACAGUUUCUGUUGCUGCUGCUUCUUCUUCGUCUUCUGCUGUUCGUGCGUUCUCUUUAUGAAUCAUUGGGCAUCUUCCUACUACCACGGGGCCCUCGAAUUGUCCUCCACUAACUCGUUCUUGUCGGUAUUCUACUCCAGGGAGCAGCACCGCGACCCCGUGCCGUUUACGAGAGGCUACGGGUCUCCUGGUGUUGCCCGCUGGCCCAGCCUCAGCUCCGCACUGCUGAGAUCACGAGCUGCCUGUCGUAGUGGCGCGGAGCCUGGACCGAGCACGACAUCAGACUUUUGUGUGGACGCACGACACGCCGUGCUGCCGCUGCUGGCUGCACGACAAAGACAGCAGUAUACACACGCGGCUCCCCCCUAUGCCCCAACACCAACAAAACACAACUGGCACGCCAGCAGCAGACGUCGUCGACGUCGCCGUCGUCGUCGUCGUCGCUGUUGCCGUUGCCCGGAAGCAACGGCAGUGCCCAACUAUGAAGCUGCGGCCGACACGGUGAGGCUGAGAAAGAGACGCAGAUUAAAGUUGGUCGGUGCUUCGUCGAGGAGUAGCGUCUGACCAUCGUGUUCACAACGACGAACACCAUCGUCAUCAGCAGGAUGGCCGACCAUCUAGUUGACGGGCCGCCUAAUAAACGGCCCAAACUCAGUGAUCCCUUUCAGGGUUCAUCGGAUUCCUCGAUGCGUAUGGCGCCUCUAAUGGUGCACCAUGCUUAUACAAACUACGGGGGAGGUGGCAGUGGUAAUAUACAACAAAUGCAACUACACCACCACCAUCAUUAUCAUCUACAACAACUUCAGAUGCAGCCAAUUUGGAACCACAAUCGUGCCACGCGCAAAAGAAGUUACAUGACGAACACAGACAUGUUCGACCUUGAAGACAAUCUGCCAGACGAUCUGCUGUCGACGAGCUCCUGGGGUUCUGCGCCUGAAAGCACAAAACCCCCAGCCACGGGUCCUGGACCUGGGCAGCAAAACAGCGCCCUCGAUCCAGAUCUGCGCCACGUUCAACAGCAACAGCUAUCGCACCACCUUCUCCAACAGCAGCAACAGGGCAACAAGGGCCUCGUGACGAAUUCGCUCGUGAUGGCUAGUAACGCCCUUGGUAGCAAGUCGCCCAGCCUACAGUCGCCGCCAAACGUUUCGGUCUCGAAAAACGUCGUCGACCAGCAAAUGGUCGUCUCUUUGGGCCUGUCGGGCAGUAUAGCCAGCUCGUUGGCGGGUGGUCAGCCGCAGGCAAUGUCGAUGACCGGCCCAGGAGCGCCUCCAGGUGCAAUGGGCAUGCAACAGCAGACCCAGUCAAAUCAGCCGGUCGUCCAGCAGUCGAACCAACCAAACCAACAGUCAGGUCCGCAGUCUGGUCCCCAACCGGGCCAACAGCCGGGUCAGCAAGGUCCCCAGCCGGGUGGCAUGGCGAUGCAGGGUCCCCCGGGCAUGAACUCCGGCUUGGUCAUGACGAGCGGGACAACAGCACCCAGCAGUAGUAGUAACAAUAACAGCAGUAGCAGCAUGAGUGGCAUGGCCGGGGGUGGUCUCAUCGUGGCCAACAGCCUGAACAAGCAGCCUUUGAACGCCGUGACGAUGAUGGGUGGCCCCGGGGGUAUGCACCACGUGGGCCCUACCCAGCACGUGGGAGUUGCCCAGAUGCAGAAUGGCCCGGUCGGUGGUGGUAUGAUGAAUGUCAGGACCGUGACGAUGCAGCAGCAGGCGGCUCACAUGGUCAGCGGUCCAGCACGCGGGCAGAGUCCCCACCAGCAGGUCCAUCAGGGUGGCAUACUAACCGGGCCCGGUGGACCUAGGAUGCAGGUGCUCCCAAACAUGUCCAAUAUGACCAACAUGGGACAGAUGGCUGCCGCCGCCAGUCCUUACGGUUACGGGUCUCCAGGUAGUGGCCCAGCAGGCCCAGUUGCGGGCAAUCCAGUUGCAGUCGUAACGCCUCAACAGCGUAACGCAGUAGCCGCGGGGAUGACCGCGAUGCAAGUAGGCCGCUUCGGUGGUGCGCCAGGAGCAGCUGGCCCAGCGGGCGCUGGUGCCUCAGGCCCACUUGGAGCAGCGGGUCCAGGAGGAGCCGGGUUGCCUGGUGGCGUGCCCGUUGGCCAGGAAGGUGGCAUGGCACAGCAAGCCCAACCACCCGCCCCGAGCCCAGCUCAGCCGCAGAGUGGGGCGCCCAGUGGUGGUCAGCCCGGGCCUCAACAGGCUACGCAAGCCCAAGUACCGGGUAGCCAGCAACAACGUGCCAGACCAGUUAUCGCGGAUCCAGAAAAACGAAAGCUCAUUCAGCAGCAGCUUCUUUUGUUUUUGCAUGCGCACAGUUGCCAGCGCCGGGAGAAUCAAGCACCCAACAACGGGGAACAGUGGCAGUGCAACCUGCCACACUGUAAGACGAUGAAAAAUGUUCUAAACCAUUUGUCCCAAUGCACGGCUGGCCGGAGUUGCAACGUUCCCCAUUGUACGUCGUCCCGACAAAUAAUCGGUCACUGGAAGAACUGCACGAAAACCGAUUGUCCGGUCUGUUAUCCGCUAAAACAGGCCGAAAAAAAUUGGCAGAACAACGCGGGCGCUGCACAAGCGAACAAUCAACAGAAUCCCGGCUUAGCGGAUACGCGGAGGGCCUACGACGCUCUAGGCAUAAACGUGCCCGCGACGACGCAGCCCGGCCUCCUGCAGCCCCAGCAGGGCGUCAACAGACAAGCACGGAUGGCGAAUCCAGUGCUUCAGGCGCAACCGGGCGCGAUGAGCAACGUUAGGUUGCCCCAGCGCGAUGUUCAAGGUGGUCCCGAUCAGUCAUCGGUCGUGGGUGCCGGUCCACACCAAGUCGUAGCACCUAACGUCUCCCUGCCUCUGAGCUCGGAUCCGUCCGCUGUGUCAGGUGCCGCUGCGGCAGCCGCGGCGGCCGCUGCUGCUGCAGCCAAUCAACAGCAGCAGCAGCAGCAGCAGCAGCAGCAGCAGCAGCCAACUCUGACGUCGGCCCCUGGUGCCGGAGUAUCCGGGGUUGUCGUCAGUCAGCAGCAGCAACAGCCAUCCGCAGCGGCUGCUGCUGCGGCUGCAAAUAUUCAGCAGCAGCUCUUUGGUCUCGGCGAAUCUGGCCAGCCGGGUGGCGUCCCGGCCGGUCUUAUGGGCGAUGGUAGCAACUGCCUUGCUAGUCUCCAACUCCCUGGUGGACUUCAGCCGAGCCAGGUAACCGCGACGCCUGUCCAAGGUACAAAAGAGUGGCAUCAGUCAAUCACCCCCGAUCUCAGAAAUCACCUUGUACAUAAACUUGUCCAAGCGAUUUUCCCCACCCCCGAUGCCACAGCUAUGUUGGACAAAAGAAUGCACAAUUUAGUUGCGUACGCCAGAAAAGUUGAAGGUGAUAUGUACGAAAUGGCCAAUUCGAGGUCGGAGUACUAUCACCUGUUAGCCAAGAAAAUCUACAAAAUUCAAAAAGAACUUGAAGAGAAACGUCAGAAACGCAAAGAACAACAAAUGCAACAGCAGGCUCAACAACAACAACAACAACAACCUCAGACUCCUGGAGCGCCAGGACCGAGUCUGAGGCCGUGCGUGCCCCAGAAUAUGAAUUCCGUGGCAAGGCCAGUCAGUGCGGUUCAACCAACACUACGUAGUCACUCUCCCGGUAUGGGCCAACUUGGUUUGCCCGGUAUGCCCGCCAUGCAGCCAAACCAACGUAUGCAGUUCAACCAGCAAGCCCAGCAGCUACAGGUCCAACAAAUUCAGGCUCAGCAGGCACAGAACCAGCAGCAAAAUAUGAUGGUUGGACCGGCGGGCCCGAGUCCCAAUGGCCAGACCGUCUCGAAUCCUGGCCUAAGUCCCUUUGGCCAGUCUCAAAUUUCUUCCCAAACAAACUUGACCACGACAACCGUGACGGCUAGUCAAUUCCCAACGUCCAACGGCACGUCGACCGGUCUGUCCAACAGUUCGUCGAUUCACAACCAAAAUCAGUUCAAUGAGAUAAUAAAAGUCAGGCUAGCGGCGGCGCAAGCUGCUCAGCAACAGCAGCUUCAACAGCAACAUCAACAGCAGCAGCAGCAGCAACAGACUCAGCCUACCGGUGUAGGCCAAAAUGUCUCUGCGACGAUACCACAGGCGCCAUCGCCCUUUGGAAGUUUGCAGCAGCAGCAAAACCAACAGUUCCUGGUGUCGCGGCCGCUCUCGUCCACGACGCCCAAUGACAACGGUCUUUCGGUGUCGACGCCACAGACAAUACUCCCGCCAGCGUCCAGCGGACCCAGUCCGAGUGCCACGUCCCUACCCAACGGUCCCCAUUCGGUGACUUCGAUGCCAAAUACGCCACUCGUUCCCUCUCUGAUGACACCGUCGCAGGUGGCCAGCGCAAAUCUGACACCGCCCCAUUCCAGCACGACUCCGUCCCCUGCUAACCACGGCAAGGGCAUGAGCUCACAAGAGCGGGCUGCUCUGAAUGCGCCUCGAGGCUCUUCCUCCAUGUCGUCACAGAUGGCUGCGAUAACCGCCGCUCUCGAUCGCGACAACUCCCCGACGCUGCUCAUGAACAACAACAAGGGCAAGCUCGACACGAUCAAAAGCGAAGAGUCCAAUGUUAAAAUGGAAAUCGAUCAGGACGGCGAGAUCGGUGACGGAUCGGGCAUUACCAGUAGACCCGACUCCGCGAGCGGCAGCGGCAAAGCCGGUAACGACAUGAGCGGCAAUCAGAGCAAGACUGAAAUCAAACAGGAACCCAUGGAAGAGUGUUCCGGUCACAUUGGCAAUGUUACAAUCAAGGAGGAAUUGGGAAUAAAAGAAGAAAGCAUGCCAGGGCAAGAUUCAACGAGUAGCGACAUGAAGCCAUCGGUACCAGAACCAAUUACCCCGAGUGGUAGCUCAACCGGCGACAAAAAGCCAAUCUGUCUGUUCAAGCCCGACGAGUUGAGGCAAGCGCUCAUGCCCACUCUUGAGAAGCUCUAUCGUCAAGAUCCCGAGUCUCUGCCGUUCAGACAGCCUGUAGAUCCCCAAGCACUGGGCAUCCCCGACUACUUUGACAUUGUCAAGAAGCCCAUGGAUCUGUCCACGAUUAAAAGAAAGUUAGAUACGGGGCAGUACAGCGAUCCAUGGCAGUACGUUGAUGACGUGUGGAUGAUGUUUGAAAACGCGUGGCUUUACAAUCGCAAGACUUCCAAGGUUUAUAGAUACUGUACAAAGUUAUCGGAAGUCUUUGAAAAAGAAAUUGAUCCUGUGAUGCACGCGCUGGGAUACUGUUGCGGCAGAAAAUAUACGUUCAAUCCACAAGUUAUGUGUUGUUUCGGCAAGCAAUUGUGUACGAUAGCAAGGGACGCUAAGUACUUCUCGUACCAGAACAGUGUAAAGACGUAUGAUCUUGUUCCUGAUAGAUACACCUUCUGUCAAAAAUGUUUCAACGACAUUCCUGGAGAUACCGUGACGUUAGGCGACGAUCCGACUCAGCCGCAAACUUUCAUUAAAAAGGAAGAGUUCCAAGAAAUGAAAAACGAUUACUUGGAACAAGAACCGUUUGUUGUUUGCACAGAUUGUAGCAGAAAGGUGCACAUGAUCUGCGUACUGCACAUAGAACAGAUAUGGCCGCAAGGAUUUACCUGUGAUAAUUGUUUGAAAAAGAAAGGCCAGAAGCGCAAAGACAAUAAAUACAGCGCGAAGCGCCUACCGGUUACGAAAAUGGGCACUUAUAUUGAGACGCGGGUUAACAACUUCCUAAAAAAGAAAGAAGCAGGUGCGGGUGAGGUGUCAAUACGAGUCGUUUCGUCGAGCGACAAGACAGUCGAAGUAAAACCGGGUAUGAGGAGUCGUUUCGUAGAGAACGGCGACAUGCCCGGGGAAUUUCCUUACCGCGCCAAAGCUCUGUUUGCCUUCGAAGAGGUGGACGGUGUCGACAUUUGUUUCUUUGGUAUGCAUGUGCAGGAGUACGGAAGCGAAUGCACGCCGCCCAAUACGAGGCGCGUUUACAUAGCCUACCUCGAUUCGGUGCACUUCUUCAGACCAAAGCAGUUUAGGACAGCCGUCUAUCAUGAGAUUCUGCUUGGGUAUCUCGAUUACGCCAAGCAACUUGGUUAUACCAUGGCUCAUAUAUGGGCAUGUCCACCGUCGGAAGGUGAUGACUAUAUUUUCUUCUGUCAUCCUGGCGAUCAGAGAAUACCGAAGCCUAAAAGGUUACAAGAUUGGUGCAUGCAAGAACGAAUAGUAUUGGACUUCAAGGACAUUUUGAAACAGGCGACGGAAGAUAAUUUAUCAUCAGUAGCGGAAUUACCGUAUUUCGAAGGUGACUUUUGGCCUAACGUGCUGGAGGAUAGUAUAAAAGAAUUGGAUCAAGAAGAGGAAGAAAAGCGGAAACUAGCUGAGGCCGCGGAAGCUGCUGCAGCUGCUGCAAACAUAUUUUCGCUAUCAGAGGACUCUGAGACUGGGCCUGACGGCAAAAAGAAGGGUCAGAAAAAAGCAAAAAAGUCGAACAAGUCCAAAGCGAAUCAAAGGAAAAAUAGCAAAAAGUCUAACAAUCCGCAGACGGGAAGCGAUCUCAAAACUAAAAUCUUCGCAACAAUGGAGAAGCACAAAGAAGUAUUCUUCGUAAUCCGACUACACAGUGUUCAAAGCGCUGCUAGCUUACAGCCUAUCAACGAUCCGGAUCCCCUUUUAAGUUGCGAUCUCAUGGAUGGGCGUGAUGCUUUUCUCACAAUGGCUAAAGAAAAGCAUUUCGAAUUCUCAUCGCUUAGGCGAGCAAAAUUCAGUUCUAUGUCUAUGUUAUACGAGUUACACAAUCAGGGCACAGACAAAUUCGUAUAUACUUGUAAUAAAUGUAAGAAUCACAUCGAAACGAGGUAUCACUGUGCGGUUUGCGAUGAUUUUGAUUUAUGUCUAAGUUGUAAAGAAACGGAAGGUCAUCCACAUCCCAUGGAAAAACUUGGUUUGGAUUUGGACGAUGGAUCGUCGCCGGCAGAUGCAAAACAAGUAAAUGCAAUAAUCGGUCAGUUCAGGGUGCUCUGGUGUGAUCGGUAUCGUCCGCACAGCGGGGGAGGAGGCUCUGCCCCGAGGACGGCUCCCUUGUCAUCCCAGGCUCGAUGGACAGGUUACUGUUUCAACAUCAAACAAAAACUGAAGCAACAACAACAACACCACCGUCUGCAGCAGGCUCAAUUGAUAAAGCGACGUAUGGCUGUGAUGACAAAUACUCGCUCAGCAGGCUCCGAAUUGAGCAUGCAAACAGGCUCGACACCAGUGAACAUGACGAUGCCCUCGGGCGUAACGAUGAAGCCAGGCAUAAGUCCAACGUCACUGCCGUCGCCACACCAUCAGCCUGGUAUCGGCAUGAAACCCGGUACGCAGACGCCUCCUGCUCACGUUCUCCAGGUGGUUAAGCAAGUGCAGGAAGAAGCAGCAAGACAGCAAGCACCACAUGUCGUCGGUUACGGCAAGGUGACGCCAGGCGGAGUCGGCGUUGGUGGUCUCGGGGUUAAUAUAGGCGCGGUUGCCGGAAAACCAGGUGGCGUCAUGCCUCCGCCUCAGAUGCAAAGGCCAAUGCCCGUUCAGAUGGCCAAUCCCGGUGGCGCACAUCUUUUACCCAUGGAUCAGUGGCCAAACAAUAGUACACUGAACUUUAGGUAUCAACCAAAUGCAGUGAUGCAACAAAAUGCUAGCCUACGGCAGCAAGCCCCGCAGCUUCUCCCUCCACAGCAGCAACAGCAGCAGCAGCAGCAACAACAACCGCAGCCUCAACAACAAAUUCAGCCAGGAAUGGCUGGCAUUGGAGGUCAAAUGGCUCGGCAACCCGGUAUGUUAGGUUCUGCGGGACAAGUGGGCCAGAAUGUUGCGGGAAAACAAGCUCUGCAGCAGUUGAUGCAAACACUCAAAAGCCCCAACACGCCCGAGCAGCAGAACCAAAUAUUGCACAUACUCAAAAGUAACCCACCUCUUAUGGCUGCAUUCAUCAAACAACGCCAACAGGCCCUCGCUUUGCAGCAGCAACAGCAGCAGCAGCAACAACAACAACAACAACAACAACAACAACAACAACAACAACAGCAGCAGCAACAACAACAAACCGGGCAACACGUUGUCAAUACUGGUCCUUUAGGUCCUAACCAAGCUCAGCAGCAGCAACAACAGCAGCCCGGCUUGCAACACAUAAUUCAGCAGCAGCAGCAGCAGCAACAACAGCAACAGCAGCAAAAUCAUCAAAACCGAAUGCAGCUUCAAGCGAUGUUGAGUCAGCAACAACAGCAGCAGCAAAUAAAUUUGCAACACAAUCCUCAGUGGCUAAAACAGCAACAGUUACUCAUGAUACAGAGGCAACAGCAGCAGAACGCUGCCCAGCAACAGGCAGCAGCCGCGGCGGCGGCAUCUGUCGUGGGCUCGCAGCCCUUCACUCAGCCAUCCGCACCUCCCUACGGCCAGCAGAGACCCAUCAGGCCUCCAAUGCUAGGUUACGGUGGAUUCAACGAACAGGGCUACGUACAGCCGGGACUUAAACUGACGCCACCGCCGGUCCCGUCUCCCCAGGGCGUAAUGGGGCCUCCGGGAAUCUCUUCGGUGCAGCAGCAGCUGAUGCAAUCGGUACGUUCGCCACCUCCUAUACGAUCGCCCCAACCGAACCCGUCGCCCCGUCCGGUACCGUCUCCGCGAAAUCAGCCCGUUCCCUCGCCCCGCGCUGGCCCCGUACCUUCGCCUCACCAUCAUCCAGGUCACGCGGGCGGCACGCCCACACAUUCGCCGGCACACGAGCUCGGUGGCCCCAGUGAGAUGAUGCUCUCGCAGUUGAGCCAAGCGACGGCCGGUGGUCAGCCUGGACCGCAUCCGGGUGUCCAGUUGCCCCUUCAUCAGUCGCCUGCGGCGGCGAACGCUGCUGUUGGUUGCCAAGACGGCAACGACAUUACCCCCAUGACGCCGCAGGAUCAGCUAUCUAAAUUCGUCGAGGGUUUGUAGUGACUUUUACUAGUGAAAUCUUGAUAUGGUGCUUAUAGAGACUCAAGCCAGCUGGCCAGAUAGCCACUGCUAAUUAGUGAUUAUUAAUAAUUAAAAUAAGUAUAGAAAUUAUGCGUAACGCGCGCCCUUCCCCGUGGCUCUAUAGGAGGGCGCACUCACAAACCUAUAUAGAGACAUGAGACAAUGUUGUAUAUAGUUUAUACAUAUUGUAAAUAAGCAUAUAUUUUAAAUUAAGGUAUAGUUUAAACAAAUCGCGUGAAGCACUGCGUAUAGUAGAUAAAAAAAAAGAAAAGAAAAAAUACGAGCCGUGAGAGAGACGAGCGGCAAGAGAAGGAAAGGAAGCGCAACGACGCUUAUCGACUUUUUUUAAAUUGUAUUACUAUAGAAGAUAUUAUUUUUAUGAUUAUUAUUAUUAUUAUGUGUAUCGACGACCGAAAGAGAUAUCCUUCGAUCGCGUCCUUUUCUUCUAUGCUUGUGAAGGUUGUUAUUGGUUUAAGGAGAAGAUGUAUAACAAUAGAAGAGACAGGGGAGGAUGGACUUUGGUAAAAAAUUAACAACAGGAGGCAAACAGAUUGUGA